Periconia digitata is the source of this 416-nucleotide messenger RNA. Lineage: Eukaryota; Fungi; Ascomycota; Dothideomycetes; Pleosporales; Periconiaceae. The record is from the annotation of a GenBank genome assembly.
AUGUUCUGCUGCUGCAACGAGAGACCGUCUCUGCACGGCUUGAACCUGCCCCUUGGUUCCUCUCUUUUUCUGCGUGCACCCGAAGUCCUUGAUCCCUCCCUCUUGGAGUUGAACACUCAUCUUCCUUCCGCUAUGAUGAAGGGCAGUCGAUUGUGUUUUUCUCUUCGAAAAGGAAAGAAUUGGUGGUCUCCAAAAGGCCACCUAAAUUCUCCCAGGGAGCCGCGGGCCGUUCUACCUACCAAUUCAUCCUUCGCGCCAAAAGCAAGACGACAAGCCUCGCCACAAGAGAUUUCCAGAACGAACAACGAAUGCAAUCAAAGCGACCGCGAUCGGCAUGCGGGGUACUGAUAUCCGCGGUUGGUCAGCUGGAGCGCAAUCGCUGUGAUUUUGUGGGGAAAUGGAUAACACCGCUCGAC